GAACAAAACGAAAUAAAUAAUCUUAUAGCAGAGCUUUUUUUGCACUUCUUCAUAAGUUACAGAGAUCGAUACCUCCUUUGUUUUUUGUAAUAAACAGGACCUCGACUUCCAUUUCAAUUCUCGAACUCCCUCCCCUCAUAUCAACAUACCUACCCCACCAUAAUUUGUAGCUACUUUCGAAGCUAUCAACCGUCAAGAUGGCAGCACGACGUAUCGCCAAGGAGUUCAAGGAAGUGACCGAUAACCCCAUCCCAGGCAUCAGCACAUCCUUAGUGAAGGAGGAAGAUUUGCAUCAAUGGAAAGUCGAGAUGGAAGGUCCUGCAGAAACACCAUAUGCCGGUGGUUUAUUUGUUCUCAACGUCGUCCUACCCAAAGACUACCCAUUCAAACCUCCCGUGGUCAACUUCGUAACUCGCAUUUAUCAUCCCAACAUUACCUUUGAUGAAAAAGGAUCCAUUUGCGUGGAUGAGUUGAAGCAAGACAAAUGGAAGCCUAGUGGAAAGAUCACAGCUAUUCUUGGGGCGAUCAGGAAUCUUUUAAUCACUCCAAACCCAGAUGACCCUUUAGAAAAUACGAUUGCCGAUAAAUUGAAGAAUGACGCGGAUGGGUUUGCAAACGAAGCGAAGGAAAACACAAAGAAAUACGCCAUGAAGAAAUGAAGAUUGGGCGGAAGUGUGAAUUAGGGGUAGCAAAUCGGCGCUUUAUGAAGGAAAGAAUGGAGGUUGCACGAUCCCGAAAGGGAAACGAUAUGAGAAGAAGUCAAAGACAUAUGACGAUGAAUGACAGCGAUUUUCAGCAGCGAGAUGAUUGGCAUCGGCGUUUAAGGGUGCAUAGAAGAAAUUACUUUUACAGUAUCAGAUAGCCCAAAAAUCGGGAGAUAAAUAUACAUUGCUUUUCCGGGGAAGAUGUUGCA
Messenger RNA from Botrytis cinerea B05.10, 913 nucleotides. RefSeq lists its product as hypothetical. Bases 198 to 659 code for a protein of 153 amino acids. The record is from RefSeq and is a predicted model, not a curated record. The transcript has 4 exons. NCBI's taxonomy places the organism in Eukaryota, Fungi, Ascomycota, Leotiomycetes, Helotiales, Sclerotiniaceae.